Molecule: messenger RNA, 1127 nt
Organism: Theobroma umbraticum
Lineage: Eukaryota; Viridiplantae; Streptophyta; Magnoliopsida; Malvales; Malvaceae
Product: putative aquaporin TIP3-2
Biological process (GO): water transport; transmembrane transport
Cellular component (GO): membrane
Molecular function (GO): water channel activity
Source: RefSeq, a predicted model, not a curated record
UCUGCAAUUUUCUCCUUUUGGGUCCUUCCCCCGCUUCUUCUAUUCUCGUUAAUUACUUCUUCUUUUCCAUCGUUCGCAAAGUGAAGGAAGUCGCGGUGCAGCUAGUAAAGUUUUCACAAUCUAAAGCUGAAAAGAUCGAUCCUAUAAAGACAGUAAUAAGAAUUAAGGCAGGAGGAGGCGGAGGGUCAACAUGCCACCUCGCAGAUACGCAUUUGGGAGGGCUGAUGAGGCCACUCAUCCAGACUCUAUGAGAGCCACCUUGGCUGAAUUUCUCUCCACUCUCAUUUUCGUCUUUGCCGGUGAAGGCUCAAUUCUUGCUCUUGAAAAGAUGCACAUGGAUACCCGUACAACGCCUGCAAGACUGGUGAUGGUAGCACUUGCGCACGCCCUGUCGCUGUUUUCAGCAGUGGCAGUCAGCUUUAACGUUUCCGGUGGCCACGUCAACCCAGCAGUCACCUUUGGUGCGCUUCUGGGAGGAAGGAUCUCGUUUAUCCGUGCUGUUUACUACUGGGUUGCUCAGCUCUUAGGUGCUAUUGUGGCUUGUCUCUUGCUGCUGGUCACUGCUGGAAUGCGGCCUGCGGGGUUCACUGUGGCGUCUGGAGUUGGGGAGUUACGUGGUCUUGUACUAGAGAUAGUGCUGACAUAUGGUUUGGUGUACACUGUAUAUGCAACAGCAAUUGAUCCCAAGAGAGGAAGCCUGGGGACAAUAGCACCGCUGGCCAUAGGCUUAAUCGUUGGAGCUAACAUCCUGGUAGGCGGGCCAUUUGACGGAGCAGCCAUGAACCCGGCCAGGGCCUUUGGUCCUGCCUUGGUAGGAUGGAGGUGGAACAAUCACUGGAUCUACUGGGUGGGUCCGUUGCUUGGGGGAGGUUUAGCUGGUGUCAUAUACGAGUACAUGAUCAUCCCCGCAGAGCCUCCACACCACACGCACCAGCCCUUGGCCCCUGAAGAUUACUAGUCAUUUUCAUUAAAUUUCUUGUGCUUCUGGGAGGUUUUGAACUCGCUUUUUUUAAUUUUCUGUGUAUGGUACCUCUUGCGUCUUUUUUCUUACUUUGUCAGUGCUUUUCUCCUCUGUUUGUGUAUCAAUUCCUUAGAUGUUUGUAUGCAUUUUUAUGACAAGAAUAAAA